Molecule: messenger RNA, 2220 nt
Organism: Heteronotia binoei (common prickly gecko)
Lineage: Eukaryota; Metazoa; Chordata; Lepidosauria; Squamata; Gekkonidae
Gene: MRGBP
Product: MRG domain binding protein
Exons: 5
Coding region: 29-778 (249 amino acids)
Biological process (GO): regulation of transcription by RNA polymerase II
Cellular component (GO): NuA4 histone acetyltransferase complex; nucleus
Source: RefSeq, a predicted model, not a curated record
CGCCUCUUCGGGCUCCGAGGCCGCCGCGAUGAUGGGCGAAGCGGAGGGCUCGGCGGGGGUGGGCGAGGCGAAGCCCCCGUGCCCGGUGGGGGUGGGCCCGCUCUCCGUGUCGGCGCCACCCGAGCCGGCUUUGCAGGCCGCCGCGGCCGAAGAAGCGACGCCCGCCACUCCCACCGCCGUAGCCUUGGCGGCAGCCGCGGCCCCUCCUGCGCUGCCGCCGCCCCUGCCCGUGCCGCCGGUGCCCGUGGUCUGGAGCCCCGAGGUGGAGGUGUGCCUCUUCCACGCCAUGCUGGGCCACAAGCCCGUCGGUGUGAACCGCCACUUCCAUAUGAUCUGCAUCAGAGAUAAAUUCAGCCAGAAUAUUGGGAGGCAGAUCUCUUCCAAAGUCAUCUGGGAUCAUCUCAGCACUAUGUAUGACAUGCAAGCCCUGCAUGAGUCUGAGAUUCUUCCCUUCCCGAAUUCAGAAAAAAAUUUCAUCCUCCCUGAAGAUAUUAUUCAUGAGGUAAAAGAAGGUAAAGUGAUGAUUGAAGACGAUGUGAAGGAAGAAAUAAAGGAAGAGAUGGAAUCUCACGCGGGGCCCGAUGAAGUGUACGCAUCUCUGGGAAGCCUGGGGAAAGCAGCCGAAAAGCCAAGCACUAAAGAGAAAGAGAGAACUUCCUCUGAGUCCGGAUCCAAAGAAGGAGGAGACAAAAGAAAGCGGAACAGAGUCACCGAGAAGGUCUUAAACGCAAACAGCAACCCUUCCAGUCCGAGUGCCGCAAAACGGCGCAGAACAUGAGCGGCGGUGGGAAAAGAUAGGAGCGCGUUUAACUCCGAAACCUGGGCAGCAGAAAGUUUGGUAGCCUCUAGUUAGCAAAAGGGAAAAAAAAAAUGAGUGGAAAAUGCUUGGGCCCCAUGGGUGAGCAUGAGCUUGGUUGUCUCCCCCGAGAACAGAUAGUUUGCUGAUCUGCAGAGAGCAGCUGAACGGUGUCUUUAUCCUCAAAAUGCUGGGAUGAGUAGGAGUCUGGCAGCUUUACAAGCCAGGAUGUUUACUGAGCAAGUCAGGCGGUAGCAUUUUUUACAUACCAGUUUCUCGCUAUAUAUUUAGCACCUUUCUUGAAUCCAGUAUUUGUCAGCUGAUGGGAAGGAGGUACAGUUUUUGGAGGACUCAGACGGCUGCCCUUUGAGACACAUUUGUCGCAUGCACUGGCAUUGCUAAGUUUUCACAACCGCAACAUCGUCUUAAGUCAGUUAUCGGCUCUGUGAGACACCAGAUGUGCCAAAGGCCAGAGAAUCUCAUCAGAGAAGCGCACACAAAAAAGAGACCACCUGUAUAUAAAUGUUCUUGGCUUCUUUUGUGCUAAGCUUUGUCUCUUGGAAAUUGCCAGCGUAAAUGACUGUUCAGAUUGUAGAGAAGUGUACCAUUAAGCAGUACAAAGAAGGUACAAUUUCAAGACAGAAUAGCUCAUUAGACGUCUUAAAAACCAGGCAACGUUGUUUAAUGUCUGAGCUGCAGAUUAUCCAGAGGGAGCUUAAAAUAACAACGUGAUGUGUGAAACGAGAGGUUCAGCACAAGCUGCGAGGAGUAGACGAAACAAGUUGUUGCAUCCGAUUUUCGUACUGUAUUAAUGCCCUGAACUUCUGUGUCUUCGAUGUAAGGUGUUCCUUUAAAGUCUUUGAAGUUGCUUGCAUCAAAGGCAUUUGCCACACUGGGGUAAUAAAUGUAUGUGCGUAUAUAUUUUUGUAUGCAUUAUUUAAUUUAGUUUUUAACAAGGCUUUUUUUGUAGCAGGAACUCCUCUGCAUAUUAGGCCAUGUUAGGCUGCUUCUUCUUACAGGGCGUACUCUAAGCUCUUGGAGGAUUGGCUACACCAGGGGGGGGCAUAGCCUAAUAUGCAAAGGAGUUCCUGCUACAAAUAAAGCCAUGGUUUUUUAAAAAAAAAAUACUAUCACCAUCUGGAGUUGUUAGAUGGAGAUAAUGUUGAAAGCGGCAAUGUCAUGUUUCUACUAGAAUUCAGUGGAUAUUAGUUUUUAAAGUGCUUUGUUGUUGUUUUUUAUGCUAGUUGUUUAUGCUAGAUUCGUAGUUUCUGGAUGUCCAGAUAAUGAAUUUUUCCCCUUAUUGGGGUGGAAAGCAUAUUUUUUUAUAAGAAAAAAAGAAAAUGAUUUGAUGAAUGAAGGCAGCUAAAGAGUUGCCCAUUUCAUUUUUGUAUUAACUUUACAGUUCAAUAAAAGAGUUCCAGAGA